Cottoperca gobio is the source of this 1624-nucleotide messenger RNA. RefSeq names its product phosphoribosylaminoimidazole carboxylase, phosphoribosylaminoimidazole succinocarboxamide synthetase (gene paics). The record is from RefSeq and is a predicted model, not a curated record. The transcript has 9 exons. Gene Ontology annotation, molecular function: phosphoribosylaminoimidazolesuccinocarboxamide synthase activity. Bases 175 to 1452 code for a protein of 425 amino acids. Gene Ontology annotation, cellular component: cytosol. Gene Ontology annotation, biological process: 'de novo' IMP biosynthetic process. NCBI's taxonomy places the organism in Eukaryota, Metazoa, Chordata, Actinopteri, Perciformes, Bovichtidae.
GUCAGAAUGAGCCAAGGAAUGCUAUUGGUUAUCAGAACACGUACGCUAGGCUCCACUUCCCUUCUUCUGCUGCCUGCACGCCUCCUGCUGCCUCUUCAUCGUUCAACUUUUCAAAGUUGAGUGUCAGUUUUCGUUUUGUGUUUUCAGGACUGUCGGUUGUUAAAGAACACCACCAUGGCCUCCACAUCAGAGUUGAAGAUCGGUCAGAAGCUGAAUGAGGGAAAGACAAAGGAGAUUUUUGAGCUUGCGGACCAGUCUGGGCUGGUUCUGGUCCAGUCCAAAGACCAGAUAACAGCUGGAAAUGCCGCGAGGAAAGACCAGAUGGAGGGCAAGGCUGCCAUCGCCAACAAAACAACGAGCUGCGUGUUCAAGCUGCUCCAGGAAUCUGGCAUUAAGACUGCCUUUGUGAAGCAGCACUCUGACACUGCGUUCAUCGCAGCCCACUGUGAUAUGAUUCCCAUUGAGUGGGUAUGUCGCAGAGUGGCAACUGGAUCCUUCCUCAAGAGGAAUCCAGGAGUCAAAGAAGGAUACCGCUUCUCCCCUCUGAAGAUGGAGAUGUUCUUUAAAGAUGAUGCCAACAAUGAUCCCCAGUGGUCAGAGGAGCAGCUGCUGGAGGCCAAAUUCUCUCUGGCUGGGCUCACUAUCGGUCAGUGCGAGGUGGACAUCAUGAAUCGCAGCACUGUGGCCAUUUUUGAGAUUCUGGAGAAGUCCUGGGCCACACAGAACUGCACGCUGGUGGAUAUGAAGAUUGAGUUCGGCGUGAACGUGAAGACUCAAGAGAUUGUCCUCGCUGAUGUGAUCGACAACGACUCAUGGAGGCUGUGGCCAGCUGGAGAUCGGAGCCAGCAGAAGGAUAAGCAGGUGUACCGAGACCUUAAAGAAGUUACCCCUGAGGCAAUGCAGAUGGUGAAGAAAAACUUUGAGUGGGUCUCUGAAAGGGUCAAGCUGCUGCUGGAGCACAAGGCCAACGGCAGGGUGGUGGUUUUGAUGGGCUCCACUUCGGACCUGGCUCACUGUGAAAAAAUCAGGAAGGCCUGCAUCUCCUACGGGAUUCCCUGCAUCCUGAGAGUCACCUCUGCACACAAAGGUCCAGAUGAGACAUUGCGCAUCAAAGCAGAAUAUGAAGGUGACAGCGUGUCCACUGUGUUUGUGGCUGUAGCCGGCAGAAGUAACGGCCUUGGCCCUGUGAUGUCUGGAAACACGGCAUAUCCCGUCAUCAACUGCCCACCUCUCACUCCAGACUGGGGUGCACAAGAUGUCUGGUCAUCCCUGCGUAUGCCAAGCGGUCUUGGCUGCUCGACAAUCCUCUCCCCCGAGGCCGCUGCUCAGUUCGCCGCGCAGAUCUUCGGGUUGACCGAUCACCUUGUGUGGUGCAAACUGAGGGCCUCCAUGCUCAACACCUGGGUGUCUCUCAAGCUGGCUGACAAGAAGUUACAGGCCUGCAGCCUGUGAAGUGGCUCAAGACGCCUCUGAGCCAAGUGUUCUCUGUUAGAGCUGUCUGUCAAUGAUGUGUCUUUUGUUUACCAUGAAAACCCACUAACAGUAGAAUAAAUCUACCUGUACUUUCUCACACGCAUAAAUCAUUCCAUUAAAGAAGAAAAUGAUUAAAAGCUUCUUGAUAAAA